AUGUUUUUCAAGUCUUUAGACCUAACUACCGCACUUAGACCCUUGCUGUUACCUGACGAGACACUUCUCUUUGUCCAGGAUGCGGUGGGGCUUUAUGAGGGGAAAUACAAAAUCCCCGAUUAUCAAGACGGCCAUGCCUACUUGACAUCUCACCGAGUAUGCUAUGUAGCUACCAAAGAUCCUCGAAAAUACUCGGUGGCGAUUGAUCUCAAGGAAAUUGACCGUGCUGAAUAUCAGGCAGGCUUUUUGACAUCAUCUGCAAAGAUCACAAUAUAUCCAAAACCUCAGAAGAGCAAGACAGAUAAGUCACGCAGUGCAACUUCUAGUCCUGCUGUGCCCCCACCAUCGGCCCUCUAUCCAGGCUCGGGCAAGCCGCUUUCUGGCCUUCCGCCUUCUAUCGCCCCACACAAAUCGCCUUCAACUCCUGUGAAUUCAACGUGGAUAUGUCCUAUAUGCUCUUUCUCAAACCCUGUACCUUCGAAUUUCGAUCACACGACAGCGAACGAGACGACCAAUUUGCCACCGUGCCUGGCAUGUGGCAUCAAGCCACCUUUUACAACUGUUCUCAAGGCAGCGAUCACCGCUGCGGCAAAUCGAGAGCCUCCUAUUCCCCGGUCAAGCUCGGUCCCUGUUGGAGUGACUAAAAGCCAAGGCACUGAUCAUCAAUCCGUGCCUGUUGCAUCAGAUUCCGUAUCAUGUUCUCGGUGCACCUUUGUCAAUCAUCCAUAUCUUAUAGAAUGUGAAAUGUGCGGAGCACCUUUAGCGGCUACGGUUUCUUUAAUUUCGGACCGUGAUCGUCGCGCAGAUUCUCCGGCCCCAUUUUUCGAGCAAUCGCGAAUUCCUAAUACUGAAGUGAACGAGAGCAUCAAGCUGUCCUUCCGUGGGGGUGGUGAGAAAACUUUUCACGAAAGGCUGAAAAAUGCUCUAGUCCAGCGAAAGUGGCUGCUUCAGAAUGCACCUCCAGUGCCUCCCCCGUCACAGAGUACACCAAGUGGGCCCACGACUACUGCUUCCUCUCACAUGGUGGAGAGUCCUCAGCCAGCAGCUCCACGGGUAACUGCUGUAGGAAUUGCUGGCCUGGAGCAAAGAGGACUGGAAGCGCGAAUGAACAAUCAACUAGUCAUCGGUAACGCGUUCGAGGACCUAGAAGCCUUGAUGGCCUCGGCUAAGCAGAUUGUUGCACUGGCUGAAACUCUGGCGCGGGAGUCUGGCAUGUCCACAAGCGAGGGCUCCGCCGAGACCCACGCGGUCUUGUCUGAAUCUGCAGCUGCUUUAGGAAUGGUCACUACUAAGGACAUGCUGAGUUCUGGAUCAGAGAAUCUUUAUCUAUCUGAACUAGCACGUAAUUUGGCUGAAUAUCUUACCGACGAUCGCAAAGGGAUUUUACAACGAGAAGGUGGCAUCAUGAGUCUUAUCGAUCUAUGGGCGGUCUUCAACCGGUCACGGAAUGGAGUUGAACUCAUCAGCCCUUCAGAUUUCCAACGUGCGGCGGAGCUUUGGGAGAAGCUCAGAUUACCGGUUCGGCUACGACGGUUCAAGAGCGGGCUCUUGGUGGUUCAACAAUAUGAUUGGAGUGACGAAAAGACAGUGCGUCAAUUACAAGACUGGAUGGAAGAGCUACGACAAGUCCCACCAGAAGAAUCAGUUCCAUGGGACUGGGCGGUAUUUGGUCGGGCCGUUACUGCUCAAGAAACGGCUCAACGUUUCAGGUGGAGUGUCGGCGUGGCCGCCGAAGAACUUGAGAUGGCAGAAGAUCGUGGGGCUCUGUGCCGGGAAGAAGGGGUUGAAGGACUCCGGUUCUGGAGCAAUGGUCUCAUUCAUACCCCCAAUUGA
Penicillium odoratum is the source of this 1833-nucleotide messenger RNA. RefSeq names its product ESCRT-II subunit protein VPS36. The record is from RefSeq and is a predicted model, not a curated record. Bases 1 to 1833 code for a protein of 610 amino acids. Gene Ontology annotation, cellular component: late endosome membrane; ESCRT II complex. The transcript has 3 exons. NCBI's taxonomy places the organism in Eukaryota, Fungi, Ascomycota, Eurotiomycetes, Eurotiales, Aspergillaceae. Gene Ontology annotation, molecular function: phosphatidylinositol-3-phosphate binding; ubiquitin binding. Gene Ontology annotation, biological process: protein transport to vacuole involved in ubiquitin-dependent protein catabolic process via the multivesicular body sorting pathway.